Cherax quadricarinatus is the source of this 2133-nucleotide messenger RNA. The record is from RefSeq and is a predicted model, not a curated record. NCBI's taxonomy places the organism in Eukaryota, Metazoa, Arthropoda, Malacostraca, Decapoda, Parastacidae.
AUGUGGAAUUCCUUUUUCACCGUGUCUGCCUUCCAUAUUCCAAAUAAAACCACCACUGAUUGGAUCUGUGUGGCGAUGCCAGGCAUCCUCGAGAAGCAAUGUGACUGGCUGACUGUGCCACUUCAAGAGGAUGCCACAACUGCUUCACACACUAAAACUCAGAGGAAACUUCAAGACAUCCACUCUCUAAGUAUCGCCAUGCUACCUGUAUUGGCAGCCAAACGAGGCUUUAAUGGUCGGUUUGUUAAACUUAUAACCAAGACUAAUUCUUUUCCUGCUUUACUUGUCUUGGAUAAGACAGUAAAGGAAAAUGCUACCAUUAUUUCUGAAAGUGUUCCUUUAGAUAUGGACUUACAUGAAGGGGAUGAAGUUACUUUAACUUCAGAGUGUGUUAAGCUGUAUGCAGAAGAAAUUUCAUUUUGUCUUCUCUCCCACAAAGAAUUAUGCAGCUCAGUUUCGUUCAUACAGUUUUUAAAAGAACAGCUUGUGUGCAUUUGGCAGACACAAGUAUUUGCUGAAAGUGUGACUGAAUCAAACUCAAUACCUAUGAAGGGAAUUAGUUUCGAAGAUAUUGGUGGCUAUCAACACGAACUCCAAACACUGCACCAUCAGGUUGACAUGCUAUUUUCUACAACUGUCACCAAUGUGAAGCCAGUGAAAGGUAUAUUGAUUAGUGGGCCCUCGGGUUGUGGGAAAAGUUUAAUAGGUAAAGCCCUGAAAACGAAGUAUGGCAAUAAAUGUGUCAGCAUGCAGCUUGAUGAUGUGAAAAGCAAAUUUCGAGGAGAAACUGAACAAAGAAUGAAGCAGCUUUUUGAUAAGGCUCUAAACAGAUCUCCAUGUCUUCUCUUCAUUGAUGACUUGGAUAUGUUGUGCAGUUCCAGAGACAAGGGUGGAGACACUGGGAUAGUGACAGCACUGCUGCAUCUCAUGGAUGGCCUUGGUACCACCAGUGAAGGCAUAAUCGUAAUUGCUACAGCAGUAAAACCGCAGACUCUAGAUGCAGCAUUACGCAGACCCGGCAGACUCUCCUAUGAUGUGAUGUUAUCAUCUCCUAAUGAGGCUGCCAGAAGAGACAUCCUUCAGAAGCUUCUUGUAAAUGUGCCUAGUGAUAUAGAGGAAACAGACCUGGCCACUUUAGCCGCUAACGCUCAUGGGUAUACUGGAGGAGACUUACGAAGUAUCGUAAUGGAAGCAGUUAUGCAAGCAGAAGGAAAGAGACUAACAAAACAAGACUUGGAAGCUUCACUGGUAGCCAUAAAGCCUGCAGCACUCAGGGAUUCCACAACUGUUCAGAAACAAGUUAAACUUUCAGAUAUUUGUGGCCAUGAUGUGAUAAAAUCAAAACUUCAUGAAUCACUUAGCCUAACACUGGCUCAUGGCCCAGUGUUUCAGAAGUGCAGCAUAUCUCCACCAUCUAGAUUUCUGUUAUUUGGACCCCCUGGCUGUGGGAAGUCUUUCAUCAUUAUGGCCCUGGCUACAGAGUUCCAUCUGAAUGUCAUCUCUGUCAAGAGGUCUACUGUACUUGGCAAAUAUUUUGGAGAGUCUGAACAAAAUCUAGCAAAUAUAUUCAUGCAGGUAAUCUUUAAAUUAAUAUUUGGUGCAUUGAUAAAAUUUUUUUGUAAUUUCAAUGUGGAGAAUAUCAUGGUAAUGUCACAGCACUUGUAUUCGAGAAAGUCACUGCUGCGUAUCCUAUUGGUCUGCAGGAAGAAAAUUAUAAGCAUUUUGUUUUUGCCUUCCUUCCAUUAUGUUAUUAGUAAUACAAAAUGUUGUGCUUAUUUUUUGACUUUUGGUAUAAUUUUAAUUUUAAUCUGCUGUUCUUAGACAGCCUGCUAUCCAGGAAAAGUAGGGAAUGGUGUAUCUUUUCAAGGACACCUAGAUAGAUGGUUUCCUGAAGUUCACUCUAUUCUGGAAGUCUGGAGGGUGGAAGCAUAUGCCUGCUAUCUUGCAGUUAUGUAUAUAGUAUUAACAUGUACAUGUUAUUAGUUUGGAGGGAUAUGUUGUGUAUCUUUAUACGUAUAUGCUUCUAAACUGUUGUGUUCUGAGCACCUCUGCAAAAACAGUGAUUAUGUGUAUUACAACCCAGGAUUUCAAAUGGCCUGUUAUCCCAAGUGUAAUGGGAGCAAAUAAACACAG